CAGUGUCACAGUGGACGAGUCUGUAAGAGAUGUGAAACAGAAUUUGUUUCAAAUCAGAAGACCAUGUCAUCUCAUCUCAGUGGAUUCUCUUCAUUAAUGAGAAGUUGAUCUUUAACCUCCAAAUACCAUAAGAGGCUCAGCAAUCAUUCUUUGAAUGCUAGCCUCCUCUCAUUCUCACAUGGAGAUCCAAGGCAGGAGGCGAACCGUGCGCCCAAAAGGUCCCCCUGAUGGAGGAUAUGGCUGGUUUAUUGUGCUCUCCACCUUCCUUGUCUUUGGGCUAACAUUUGGUGUGAUCAAAUCCUUUGGUGUGUUCUUCGUAGAGAUCCAACACUACUUUGCUACCACGGCGACUGCUAGCUCAUGGAUCACAUCCAUUACUGUGGCAACUAUACAUUUUGGAGCCCCCGUAGGCUCUGCGUUGAGCGCAUACUUCAGUCCCCGGCGCGUGGUGAUAGUGGGUGGUCUGCUGAGCAGCGUUGGGAUGGUGGCAGGGUCACAUGCCCAGAAUCUGCUACAGCUGUACAUCACUGUGGGGUUUCUUACAGGAUUUGGCUAUGCCCUGACCUGGACCCCAACUGUCACCAUGCUGGGCUGGUACUUUGAAAAGCGCAGGCCUGUGGCCAACGCUCUAGCCAGCGCAGGAGAAUGCAUUCUGACCUUCAUCCUAAAUCCAUCAUUCCAGUUCCUUAUUGACCAGUAUUCAUGGAGGGGAGCGAUGCUGAUCCUGGGAGCUCUACAGCUCAACCUUUGUUUGUGUGGAGCUCUACUGAGACCACUGGACAGCUACGAUCCUCCUAAAGAGCUCAAGGGAGAGGAGAAAGACCUUGAGAUGCAAUUUACAAAUGACAGACCAGAGUCAAAACAACACCUAAAGACAAAGAUCAUCCGUUACGUGGACUACACCCUCAUUGCUAAUGUUCGGUUCAUGGUCUACUCAAUGUUUGGUGUCUUUGCCGCUCUUGGCUUCUUUGCUCCAUCGCUGUUCCUGGUACCUUAUGCCCGUAGCAAGGGAGUCGAGGAGUACCAAGCGGCAGCCCUCAUGUCCAUCUCUGCCGCCCUGGACCUCUUGGGUCGGUUGCUGUUUGGGUGGGUGGCUAAUCUGCAUUUGGUGGAGACGAUACAUCAGUUGUUGGUCACUGUGUUGAUGCUGGGCAUUGUUCUGCUGCUCUGCCCGCUAGCGGCCACCUUCACCCACCUAGCACUCUUCAGUGCUGGCUAUGGAUUGGUGUUCGGAGCAACCGUUUCCAUUCACAUCACCGUACUUGCAGAAGUAGUUGGGGUGGAAAAGUUGGGAAGUGCUUUGGGUUUCUUCAUGCUCAUCCGUAGCAGUGGUGGCCUACUUGGACCUCCGUUGGCAGGAAUUUUCAUUGAUGAAAUGAAUGACUAUAGCGCUGGAUUCCUAAUGGCGGGAGUGGCUCUUAUCGUCUCCGCCCUCUUUCUGCUUCUGCUGCAUCACAUGAACAGGAAAGGGAAGAAUAAGGAAAGUGACAUUCCCUUGGAGAACAAGACUGAGAAAGUGGAAAAAUGCAAUUCUGAAUAUAAAAAGCAAGAGGAGUUGUUGAAGCAAGGGGUGUAAAGAUCUUGUACUAUGUACUGUAAUUGGGGUAGUCAGAUUUUUUCUGACAAACUUUUUAAAUUCUCUUUUGUCCAAUAUGAUGCAUGCAUGCUCCAGCACACACGUUGUCAUGAUAAUGGUAUCAUUAGAAAGUCCAUUGACAAUCUGUCCAUCAACUCUCACUCUUGAUGACUUUGAGUGAGUAGAGCGUUCUCACAUGAAUGAACCUUUUGAUGGAUUAUGGGAAGUCUUCUCAAUGUGGCUUUAUAAUGAUGGCAUUGCAAUGCAAUCAUAUUUCAACAGAUCUAUCGCUGCGGUAAGUCAAGAAAGGGACAGUGCCCUAAUGGAUUAAUGGAAGCUGACUCAGGGUUUAACCGCUGCCAAAGAUGAUGCAUUCAAUCACAGUAGCUGCUGAUAUUACUUAUCUACAGCACCAUUAUGAAACUGCAGCCAUUUUAUAAUGUCUUUUGGUUUUUCUAAAUCUAAAAUUGCACAAAAUCAAAUCUAAUUUGUUUUUGAGAUGUGUUUUGGAUAAACGUCCUAGCCGUGGGUCCUGAGGUCAAAAUAUCACUAACUACAGAAAACAUUCUCAAUGAUCUCCAUCUACUGGUGAGAACAGGGCAAUGCAGGUUGGAUGACUAAAGCGAUUAUGAGCAGAGCUGGAAACUGGGGGAAACGGGCAGAGUCCAAGGAAUGAAUUUAAUAAUUUAUUUUAUCUCUGAUAUUUCCUCUAAAGGCUAUGCACAUUUCACACAUAAAUAUAAUGGAACACAAAAUAUAUGCCCCAUUUGAGUAUUCUCAGUGAAUCUAUGCCAUUUCCACCACUAGUUAUAAGUCAUUUUUUGUAAGUGAAGAAAAAAAUCAAAUGCAUAAAAUAAGAAAUGCGUAUAUUACACUAUACAUUUUGUAAAACAUCAGACUUUUUUUAAAUAACAUCCAUCAAAUAUAAACAUGUCUCCUCAGCAUUACGUAUUUACCACAUCUUCCUAAAACAGACAGCCACAUGAUUUUAUAAAGAUAAUGAGAUGAUUUUUUUGAGAUAGCAAAACGUUCAUAUGUUCAUCGUUCCCUUUCAUACUGUGUGAUGUGAAUUUUCAAAGAUAAAUCUAUCUAGGAUAUCAAAGCAUAUUUCUGAUCCAGCCUUCUCUGGAAGCAAUAUCUCCUCCCAACAUCUGCACUUUGAUGUUGUUGUAUGCAUUCUGGUCUGGAUCCUGCUAGAGACGUGACUUUCCAUAUUGGAAGUAACUAAAAAAAAUAUAAACAUGCAUGUUACUUCCAAUAAAUCUAAAAAAGCAAAUUCCACAAGACAAAGAGAGCUUCUUUGUAAACAUAAUAAAUGAAUCUCCUGCUUGUCUUUUCCAUAUGCAUUCGACAACAAAACACAAACACUAAAACACAUGUGCAUGUAGUGUAAUAUCAUCAAAAGAGGAGAUUGCCUUUUAAGAAAUCAAAGCUUCAAUCUGUCUGUUCCCCUAUUUCCGUCCUCCAGAAUCACAACAUGGGGACAACACAGCUUCAAUACCUAAUCUGAAAUAUCAGGAUAAUGGGUUGACUACUGAGGGACUGUCUGACAUAACAUGAUAGUUUUCAGAUGGUUUUGGAUUAUUGUAAGGUCUGUCUUUUAUAUGAGUGAAAUACAUGUUUUUGCUACAUAAAUAAAAUGAUAUAGGUAUGCUUUUA
Triplophysa dalaica is the source of this 3235-nucleotide messenger RNA. RefSeq lists its product as uncharacterized. Bases 155 to 1576 code for a protein of 473 amino acids. Gene Ontology annotation, biological process: transmembrane transport; monocarboxylic acid transport. Lineage: Eukaryota; Metazoa; Chordata; Actinopteri; Cypriniformes; Nemacheilidae. The transcript is spliced from 5 exons. Gene Ontology annotation, molecular function: monocarboxylic acid transmembrane transporter activity. The record is from RefSeq and is a predicted model, not a curated record.